UUAUCCCUUGCAGACUUGAGUUCUGCUAUAAACAUGCCGGCCAUUGCCUCCCUCCUUUCUCCUGUUUAAGGUUCUUGAUUCGUGGUGCAGACUAGAAAGCUUUAUCCUGACAUGUCAGGGGACCGUUUCACCGGCGCGCCGGCGUCAAAUGGCCCCCCGGCUCCGUACCCGCGGCAGCAGAACUACAGCUUCAACGGGCGCGUCCUGCUUAUGGCCGCCUUCCUCCUUUUCGGGCUCACCAUCUUCUUCACCCUCAUCCGCUUCUUGCUGUACGUGUUAGUGGCGCGGUCGGGCGGCCGCCGUCGCCGCGGCAGCUUCACCGCCGGCAUCCUGCGGUCCAUCAACUCUUUUGGCGGAACUAGCGGUCGGCGUGGGCUGGACGCCUCCGCGCUCUCCGCGCUGCCGGUCACCACGUACCGGAAGGAGGGCGCCGCCACCGCCGGGGCUGACUGUGCCGUGUGCCUAUCGGAGCUCGCCGAUGGAGAAAAGGUGCGGGAGCUGCCCAACUGCGGGCACUCGUUCCACGUGGAGUGCGUCGACGCGUGGCUGCGCUCCCGGACGACCUGCCCUCUCUGCCGCGCCGAGGCUGAGCUGCCCAAGGGGAACGACAAGGCGGAGGUGGCGGCGCAGUCGUCGUCGUCGUCGUCGUCGUCGUCUGCCAGGGAGCCGCCGCAGCAGGCGUUGUUCGGUGCAGGAGGAACCUUGAUCGUGACCGUGCAAGGUGGCUUCCCGGAUACCCAAAGGGGCGUGCGUGGGUCAACAUCGGGGUAGGAGGUCAGUCGGGAUCUUCCUAUUCCUAAAUUGCAGCGAAAUUUCGAAGAAGGCUACUGCGACACAUGCAUAUACUGUAGGUUAGACCGUUGUUCACGACGUGCACGAGUUGGAUACAAUCAUACAAAACACCAUUUUCUUUU
Triticum aestivum (bread wheat) is the source of this 914-nucleotide messenger RNA. RefSeq names its product E3 ubiquitin-protein ligase ATL41. The transcript has a single exon. Gene Ontology annotation, biological process: protein ubiquitination. The coding region runs from base 112 to 771 and encodes 219 amino acids. The record is from RefSeq and is a predicted model, not a curated record. Lineage: Eukaryota; Viridiplantae; Streptophyta; Magnoliopsida; Poales; Poaceae. Gene Ontology annotation, molecular function: transferase activity.